Molecule: messenger RNA, 5541 nt
Organism: Struthio camelus australis
Lineage: Eukaryota; Metazoa; Chordata; Aves; Struthioniformes; Struthionidae
Gene: SMAD5
Product: SMAD family member 5
Biological process (GO): BMP signaling pathway; anatomical structure morphogenesis; cell differentiation
Cellular component (GO): heteromeric SMAD protein complex
Molecular function (GO): DNA-binding transcription factor activity, RNA polymerase II-specific; RNA polymerase II cis-regulatory region sequence-specific DNA binding; I-SMAD binding
Source: RefSeq, a predicted model, not a curated record
UGUCGCCAGUAUGAGAGAAAAAGAGAGAGAAAUAGAAAUCACUUGGAGGGGAACUAGAGAAAAAAUAAAGGGUCCCGAAAAUGGAGCUGCAGUAAUUUUCUGGAAGAACUAAAUUGGAAGAAUCGUUAUUGAUGUGAAGACUUCAUCACUGGCAUCUAUAUGUUCAGUUGUUAGCCUCCAAGAAAUAAUAACAGCUCAUCACUUGCAAUAAGUGCUUUUUUAUACACUGACGUUUAUUUGCAAAAAAAAAAAAAAACAAAACACUGAACAAACCUUUUGAAGACUUGUGUCAAAUGACGUCAAUGGCCAGUUUGUUCUCCUUUACUAGCCCAGCUGUGAAGCGUUUGUUGGGCUGGAAGCAAGGAGAUGAAGAGGAAAAAUGGGCAGAAAAAGCUGUUGACGCUUUGGUAAAAAAGCUGAAAAAGAAAAAGGGUGCUAUGGAAGAAUUGGAGAAAGCCUUGAGCAGUCCAGGACAGCCCAGCAAGUGUGUUACUAUCCCCCGUUCUUUAGAUGGGCGACUUCAAGUUUCUCAUAGAAAAGGCCUUCCCCAUGUUAUUUACUGUCGUGUUUGGCGUUGGCCUGAUCUACAAAGCCAUCAUGAGCUGAAGCCAUUGGAUAUUUGUGAAUUUCCUUUUGGAUCUAAACAGAAGGAAGUCUGCAUCAAUCCAUACCACUAUAAGAGGGUGGAAAGCCCAGUUCUACCUCCAGUGUUAGUGCCUAGACAUAGUGAAUUCAAUCCACAGCACAGCCUACUUGUUCAGUUCAGGAACCUAAGCCACAAUGAACCACAUAUGCCACAUAAUGCGACAUUUCCAGAUUCUUUUCAACAACCCAACAACACUCCGUUUUCCAUUUCGCCAAACAGUCCCUAUCCACCUUCUCCAGCCAGCAGCACUUAUCCAAGUUCCCCAGCUAGUUCCGGACCAUCUAGUCCAUUUCAGCUACCAGCUGAUACUCCACCUCCUGCGUAUAUGCCCCCUGAUGAUCAGAUGGGGCAGGAUAAUUCUCAGUCUAUGGACACAAGCAAUACCAUGAUCCCUCAAAUCAUGCCAAAUAUAUCUACCAGAGAUGUUCAACCUGUUGCCUAUGAAGAACCCAAACACUGGUGUUCAAUUGUGUAUUACGAAUUAAAUAAUCGUGUUGGGGAGGCUUUUCAUGCAUCUUCCACAAGUGUCUUAGUAGAUGGGUUUACAGAUCCCUCCAAUAAUAAAAACAGGUUCUGCUUAGGUUUGCUCUCAAACGUUAAUCGCAACUCAACAAUUGAGAACACUAGACGACAUAUCGGAAAAGGAGUUCAUCUCUACUAUGUUGGUGGGGAAGUCUAUGCUGAGUGUUUAAGUGACAGCAGCAUAUUUGUACAAAGCAGGAACUGCAACUACCACCAUGGCUUUCAUCCGACAACUGUAUGCAAGAUUCCUAGUGGCUGCAGUCUAAAAAUUUUUAACAAUCAGGAGUUUGCUCAGCUGUUAGCUCAGUCUGUCAACCAUGGAUUUGAAGCAGUAUAUGAGCUCACCAAAAUGUGCACCAUUCGAAUGAGUUUUGUAAAGGGCUGGGGAGCUGAAUAUCACCGACAAGAUGUCACGAGCACCCCAUGCUGGAUAGAAAUUCAUCUUCAUGGGCCUCUGCAGUGGCUGGAUAAAGUACUUACGCAAAUGGGUUCUCCUCUUAACCCCAUCUCGUCUGUUUCAUAGUGCUGAGAUACUAUCUUCAACCUUAUUUUUAGUGAACUUAUUCUAAUUUUAGAGAAACUUCCAGUGUGGAUACUGUGAGCUAUAUGGAGAAUGGAUCUUACAGUUUAACUUUUUUUUUUAAUCCCUUUGUGACCAAUUCCAUUGUGUAUAGCUGAUCGAUUUUACAUUUCAGUCUGUUCUUGUGAUGCUUAAGUGACAGUUGAGCCCUAAGGGAAAAAAGUCUAUUGAAAAAUUCAGAACACUUUUCCCCUCCCUCAAGUAGAACUUAAACAGGCAUAUGUCUUAACUGGAAAUUUUUUUUUUCUUUUUGAAUGGUAGGGACAGGAAUUAUGAAGACUGAUUUCAGAAAAUAAAUACAUAUCAUAGUUUGGGUUUUUUUUAACGUUUUUAAAACUGAACACGUGCAGCUCCAGCUAGCAAACUGUAUUUUUAGGGUAGUUGCUUAACAUCUUAAAAUUGACAUCUGUCAUAAGCAAAAUUAGACUUAUUAAAGUGAAUUUGCCUCAGAUUGAACAAUGUGAUUUUUUUUAAGUGUACACAUAAAAUAUACUUUUUACAAAUAUUGGAGUGGUGUAAAAACACUUGUAUUGUCUAUUGGAAAAUGCUGUCAUAAACACACUGUAUAUUAAUGCAGAACAGCAAAUCUUAGCCUUUUCCCACUUCAGUUUUGUAAUACUGCUUUUAACCACCAUUUUAAGUAGUAAUUGAUACAAGGUAAACAUCUGGCACGUUUCUGGAGUAGUAAUUCUUAUUUUGCUUUGAUUUACACUCAUGCCAUUUGGAUGUGGUUGCCAAGGCCUUUUUCUUUUUAGGUACCCUUCUCUAUUUUAACAAAAACACUACUGUUUGUAAAUGACAGUUCUUACUACUUUUUGGAUGGAAUAAGUUUUUUUUUUUUUUUGGUGUUCUAGCUGUUUGUUUUACCUGUCUGGAAUUGAUCUGUGUUAAGCCUUUUGAUCUCUCAGUAGACAUUAUGCAGUAUUAGUGAUUACACUGUAUUUAAUUCACUUUCAGUAUGAGUUUGAGUCUCUUUCAAGACUGAGUGGCUUAGCAAAUUAGUAACUGAAUGCAGAAGCUUUUACUUAUAGAUGGUGUAAUUUAAUACAGAGGUGUUGGUGAUGACCAAAAGUAAUCACUUUUUUGUAGUCUACGUGAAACAGUGGUCUCGAUCCUGUCCCUAUUGGCAGGGGUUCAAUCAGAAGACUCAUAACUGUAAUUGGCAGCUUUAGGGAAUUGAAGGACUGACUGCAUUAAUAUGGUGAUGAAAUUACUCUCUCACAUAUAAAGAAUCCUAUUACCUGUGCUGUUGUACUACACAGUAGAGGAUUUAAACACUGUACAAAACACUAAAAGAAACGAGCUAAAUAACAUAUGCAUAGUUUUCCCCUUGAAAUAAAAAAAAGGAGGCUGAAAGAAAUGUUCUAAGAGAAUUCAAAGUGAAUUAUGUACAAGAUUUCUUUGCAUGCAGAAAAAGCCCUGUUGUAUUUUUUUUUUAACUCCUUAUUGUCGUAUUUCUUUUUCCCAAACACCUUUUCAGAAAGGGCUCAGUGUUUGGGGGAGGAGAGACUGAAAACUCUAAAAUGCAAAUACUUAUUAAAAGAUACGUUGCAGUUAACUACUGCAAUCCUGAGACAUCGUUUGCUUACACAAGUUCUUGUGUCUCCUGUUGAAUGACAGAGUUUCUACUCAAAUGUGGAAAUCGUGCAUCAUAUGGUACCUAAGUAACAAAUCAUCUUAAAGGAAUAAAAUUGUUUACGUGUCAAUAAAAUGUUUCUUAUGAAAUGCCUUAAUGGAAUAAAGAUGAACUGUUAACACUUUUUCAGAACCCUAAUGCUCUCUCAUACAGGAAUUAAUAUAUCACUUUUUAAAAGCAGUUUCUCCAGUGUGUUUAAAAACAAAGUACAUCUUCAGGAAAAGGGGAAUAAUAUCAUAUGCCACUCACUUUUGGGGUCUUCUCUUUCAUUCUUUGGAAGUACAAUCCACAAAUGGUUCUGUUGAUUGAAUGAGAUGCAAAGUCAGCUGCCCACAGGAUCAGGCUUCCGUUUUCCUCUCCCCAGGCCUGACCUUUGUCGAGUUGCUGAAUAUAUAUGUAUUUGACACUACAGCAUUUUUUUUCUUGAUUAGCUUUUAUUAUAAAUGUCAUGGCACAUUGAAUUAAGGAGAGAUCCCAGUUGUAGGUACAAGGUUUUACUUCAUCCAAAAUAUAUUUCAUCUGGCUUCAUCUCUGUAUGUUCAGAUGUGGCCAACUGAUUCAAGAAUGGGUGCUGAAGUGGGUAUUCAUGAGCCAGAGCUGGUGCUUAGCACUAGUAUUGUGGUUAGGUUGGCUACCCAUGCACUGAACCAUAAUUUCUGCAACGCUAUCCAGUUAACCCACUUCUGAUGCUGUCAUUAAGUACUAAAGUACUCUGACUGGCAUUUCUCUGCUUGUGUACAUAUUUUUGAACUGUAACGUAUGCAGUGCUGGGGAUAUCCUUGUGACUGCUAAUUUUGCCAGGGCAGAUUUGCAGGGGCAGUCCCAGUAAGAUUUGUCCACGUGCUGCUUUUCUGUUUCUUUAAGUAGAACUUUUUGAGAGCUUUCUAGUUAGCAAAUUUUGUGUGCUGCUGGUUCAUGGUGUUCCUAAUCAUGUUUAGUUUAUCCGUGCUGCUGAUAAAUUCAGAUAUCAGUGCGCAGAUGGGUUGGAUGAGAACUUUGACACUAAUUAUGCUUUAAAUAUAGUGAUAAGAGAGAUUGCUGCUUCUGUUACAGUAUACUUGUGCUUAAGUCACUUCUUGAUCUAGAUGGAAGGAUGGAGAAACUGGGUCAGCCAGUAGUUUUGUUAAUGGAAGAUGGAGCCUUUCCAGUAUAGUCCAGCUUAGACUGAAUGUUACUCUUCAAUGAAAGCUAUUUUGCCUUUUGUAGUGUAAAUAUAUUCUUCCGUUUGGGCAUUUUUCUAUUUUGCACCAACCACGGCACUAAUUAACAGCUUUGGCAAUACCAGCAAAGAGCCUAGAAUAGGCAUGUACUGAAGUUCUUUCUGGGCUUGCUUUAUAGUCACUAAGACAUGGUAGUAGCUUGGAUUUUCCUCUUCAGAGGACUUCAGUCUUGCUGGCAGUCAAUCCAGCACCUUGCGUAUUACGUUCAUUUAAUUGUUUUAGGCAUGAAGUAGUUGUACAUGAAGGGAUGACAUUGGGUUAUAGUAUCUAUAGGACCAAAAUAAAACUUUCUAGUAUGACGGACAGCUGAGAGAAGUCUAACAAAACAGCCCAGUAGUCAAAAUAACAAUGGAACAGCCUACGGGUUGUGAUGAGUAUAGAAUUUUUUUAAAAUAUUGGUGAUCUUUUAUUUUUUACCUGAAGCUGAAAUCUUUUUUCCACAGUAUUACAGUCUAAAAGUUGUCUACUCUUGGGCAGGUCUAGAGAAACAUUAAAACGUGUCAUGAUUUUCCCUAGCUUGAAAUAAUUGUUUUUUUCAGGAUACUGUUUUAGCUGCCCAAAGUGUUGCUAGUAACAGUCUUUUAAAAAUAAAUAAAUAAAUGUUUUGCUUCAAAAGACAGUAGUGACUAACGUUUUCUUAUAGUUGUGAAGUUUCUCUAGGAAGGAAACCCAUUCUGAAUUCAAACCAAUAGACCAAGCCAUCAGAUUACAACAUAAUUUUGCUUUAUUGUGCUGCUCCAUAAACCUGCUUCUGUGUUUGUUGCAAGCAUAACCUUUAUGCUUUUGUUUACAUUGUAGGAAACACAGCUCUAGCAAUGAGUUUUUUCAUUUAACUCUGAACAUCCUUUUAUUUUGUUAAUUUUAAAAUUAUUAGGUUUUGCUAUGUUAUGUUUUUAAAGAUAUUUUUUGCAUACUGCUGCUCAUAUUUCAAUAAACA